This is a messenger RNA of Penicillium antarcticum, 915 nucleotides long. RefSeq names its product cyclin-dependent protein serine/threonine kinase regulator SSN8 (gene ssn8). The transcript is spliced from 3 exons. The record is from RefSeq and is a predicted model, not a curated record. Gene Ontology annotation, molecular function: cyclin-dependent protein serine/threonine kinase regulator activity. The coding region runs from base 1 to 915 and encodes 304 amino acids. Lineage: Eukaryota; Fungi; Ascomycota; Eurotiomycetes; Eurotiales; Aspergillaceae. Gene Ontology annotation, biological process: positive regulation of transcription by RNA polymerase II. Gene Ontology annotation, cellular component: nucleus; mediator complex.
AUGGCGGCAAACUACUGGACUUCGACCCAGCGUCGCCACUGGCUUUUCUCGAGGGAAAAGCUAGCUGAGACUCGCGAUGCAUUACGCGAGAAGGACAAGGUUGCACAUUCACAGUUUCCGCUGCCGGAUCAGCGGCUACUGAACAUCUACUUCAACCAGCAGCUCAUCAAGCUUGGCAAGCGCAUGUCCACUAGACAGCAAGCCAUUGCGACAGCACAGGUUUAUCUCAAAAGGUUCUAUACCAAAAAUGAGAUCCGACAAACAAACCCAUACCUUGUACUCACCACAGCCUUCUAUCUUGCCUGCAAGAUGGAAGAGUGCCCACAACACAUUCGCUUUGUGGUCGGCGAAGCACGUGGUCUCUGGCCAGAAUUCAUCACCCCAGAUGUGGCAAAACUGGGAGAAUGCGAGUUCGCUCUCAUUUCAGAAAUGAGCUCACAAAUGAUCGUGCAUCAUCCCUACCGGACAUUAUCCGAACUCCAAUCUGAACUAUCACUCACCUCGGAGGAGGUCGCUCUUGGCUGGUCAGUGAUCAAUGAUCACUAUCUGACAGACCUGCCACUACUCCAUCCACCCCAUGUCAUUGCAAUUAUGGCAAUUAUCGUCGCCGUUGUCUUUAAACCUUCCCAUCCUGCCAAUUUCUCUGGUUCCACGCAAUCCGCUCUAGCAAGCGCCAUGAGAGAAGGAGGAGGCAUGCAUAUGAUGGCUGCAUUGUCGGAUAAGGGUGGAUCCGGUCCUCCGUCAAACAUCCAAACGCUUGUCGAGUGGCUGGCUGAAAGCGAGGUUGAUAUCAAAGCUGUCAUUGAGUGCACGCAGGAGCUGGUCUCGCUGUACGAAGUGUGGGAGCAAUAUAGCGAGAAGACUUGCAAAGAGCUUAUUGGGAGGAUGGUCAAAAGUAAGAACUUGGACAAAUGA